AUGGUCUGGUUCUCCCAAAGCAUCCCUAGACAUGCCUUCAUUCUGUGGGUUGCUCUCAAGAAGCGUCUCAAGACGCAUGAUAAACUUCGGUUCUGGGAGGCUCAUGCCGACCUGUCCUGUGCUUUCUGUCAGAACGGGCCUGAUUCGCAUUCGCAUCUUUUCUUUGAGUGCCCGUUCCCUAAUCUGGUCUGGAAUGGCUUAAAAGUCAAGCUGAACCUCAACGGUAUCCCGGAUAUCUGGGCUGAUAUUAUCGGUAUGUUUCAGCAAGUCACCAAAGGAAAAACCUUAUGGUCUAUCAUUCGUCGCUUAGUGCUUGCUGCGACCGUCUACCACUUAUGGCAAGAAAGAAAUAACCGCAUCUUCAAAAGCAAAAGAAGAUCGCAUAUUGCGGUGGGUAAGACUAUUACUGAUGAUGUUCGUUCCAGGCUUCUUAGCCUGUCUUUCAAAUCCUCCCUUAAUGUUGACCGGGCUCGGCUUGUUUGGAACCGUCCUUAG
This is a messenger RNA of Cynara cardunculus var. scolymus (artichoke), 495 nucleotides long. RefSeq lists its product as uncharacterized. Lineage: Eukaryota; Viridiplantae; Streptophyta; Magnoliopsida; Asterales; Asteraceae. The coding region runs from base 1 to 495 and encodes 164 amino acids. The transcript has a single exon. The record is from RefSeq and is a predicted model, not a curated record.